UUUUUUCUUUCUUCACACCUUAAUUAUUUUUUAUUCAUACACAUUGUAAUAUAUUUAAAUUUAUCUUUUUAUUUAUUAAUAUAAUUUUAAACAAACUAUAAAAGUAAUACCCAAGAAAACCUAACCAAUAUUUAUAUAGAAAUGUAUCAAGGAAAAGGAACAUAUCUCGAAAAUUAUUUGGAUACAAUUUCAACAUUACCUUCAGAAUUAAAUAGAAAUUUCGCAUUAAUCCGAGAAUUAGAUUAUAGAUCAUACGAAUUAGUAGAUAAAAUCGAAAAAUUGAAAAACAAUUUAUUGGUUAAUACAAAUUCCACAAGAAAAGUAAUACAUAAUUUAACCGAUGAGAAAUCAUCAAAGCAAAUAAAAAAUGAAUUAAAACAAAUUUUAGAAUAUUCAGAUGAAAAGGUUGAAUUGUCAAACCAAACAUAUGAAUUGAUUGAUAGACACAUAAGGAAACUAGAUGCAGAUUUAAAAAAGUUUGAAGUUGAGCUUGAAACGAUGGAGGAGGAAAAAAAGAAAAAGAAAUCAAAGCAGGCAUCGGCAAGUGAAACAACUCAACAAAAUAAAAAAGGCAAGGCAAGAGAAACACUUACAAGUUCAACCAAUACAAGUGGAUCGCUUUCUAGGAAGAAAUCGCAACAAGAGAUCACAUCCAUCACUGGUAAUAACACCUCUGAUAUUAAGGUUUUUAAUGCAAACCAAGGUGAUUUGGAUUUGGCUAUUGAUCCAAACGAACCAACUUAUUGUUUUUGUAAUAGGGUCUCAUUUGGUGAAAUGGUUGGUUGUGAAAACCCAGAUUGUAAAAUUGAAUGGUUCCACUUUGAAUGCGUUGGACUUACAAGCAAUCCUAAGGGUAAAUGGUUUUGUCCAGAUUGUACAAAGAAAAAGUCAAAUAAAUAAAAGGAAAAAAAAAAACUAAAAUUAAAUAAAGAGAUAAUGAUCAUUAUCCCCAAUUUGUAUAU
Dictyostelium purpureum is the source of this 962-nucleotide messenger RNA. RefSeq lists its product as uncharacterized. Gene Ontology annotation, biological process: regulation of DNA-templated transcription. The transcript is spliced from 5 exons. The record is from RefSeq and is a predicted model, not a curated record. Lineage: Eukaryota; Evosea; Eumycetozoa; Dictyosteliales; Dictyosteliaceae. Bases 142 to 900 code for a protein of 252 amino acids.